Molecule: messenger RNA, 1734 nt
Organism: Erythranthe guttata (spotted monkey flower)
Lineage: Eukaryota; Viridiplantae; Streptophyta; Magnoliopsida; Lamiales; Phrymaceae
Source: RefSeq, a predicted model, not a curated record
AUGGCACCGAAAAGGAAGACAGGGAAUGUUGGCCACGAGGGUGACUACAACUUAGUUGAUAAUUUAGCUGGUUUGAUUCAGCAACAGACUCGAAUGCAUGGCGAACAGAUACAUAAAUUGUUCGAUAUGAAACAGCGAACCCAUGAACAAAACCAACAACCUCCUCCUCCACAAGCUAGACACGAUAACUCACUUACCGUGUAUGAGAAGUUUUAUAAAAUGGAACCGGUUGAUUUCUAUGGUGGGUCUGAUCCUAUGGUUGCAGAAGAAUGGGUUAAAUCUCUAGAUGUCAUCUUUGACUACAUGCGUAUCGAAGAUUCCGAGAAAGUACUUUGUGCCAUUUUCCUAUUGAAGAAAGAAGCUAGAACUUGGUGGGAGGGUACAAAACUUGUAGUGGAUAUGGAGAAGUUGACAUGGGAGGCAUUCAAAACAAUCUUUUAUGACAAGUAUUUCACGAGGGAUGUCCGGUCACUCAAAGUUAAAGAGUUCUUAGAAUUGAAGCAGAAUGAAAUGUCCGUAUGUGACUACGUGCGAAAAUUCGUGGAGGGUUGCAAGUAUGUACCUUACAUAGCUAAAGAUAACAAAGAAAAGAUGGAUCACUUCAUGAGAGGCCUCAACCUAGUUAUUAGAAAAGAUGUAAGGAUCUCUUCUCCAAACGAGUUUCGACAAGUGGUGGACAACGCAUUGAUGGCUGACUUUGAUGAGAAGGAAAUUCAGAAAUUUCAUCAACAGAAGAGGCAACUUUUUACUCCAAGUACUCAAUCUCAAUGGAAGAAACCAGAGCAAAAAUCCGGCCAAGUAAAUGACAAGCGCCCUAGAGUUGUACAAAGUUCUACUACAGUUGAAAAGCCCAAGUGUGCCACAUGUGGGAAGAAUAAUUUUGGUGAAUGCUAUAGCGGUUUAAAUCGUCGCUUCAAGUCUAAGAAACCAGGGCAUAUUGCAAGGAAUUGUCGCACCCCACCAGUCAAAGUCCAAGCGAGAGUGUAUGCAAUGACUAAAGAACAAGCUGAUGCAGAUGCAUCAGUUGUCUCGGGUACUAUUUUGAUUUUAGGAACUCCAGCACUUGCAUUAAUAGACUCAGGAUCUACUCAUUCAUUUGCAUCACAUUCAUUGGUGAGGAGAUUGGGCAUUAUACCAGAUACGUUGGAUGUGAUGUACGAUGUGACGACUCCAUCAGGGGAAGAGAUGAAUUCCAACCAAAUGUUGAAACAUUGUUCUAUUCAGAUUAGUGGUAGAACACUUUGUGCAGAUCUUGUUGUUUUACCUCUCGCAAAUUAUGAGACUAUUUUGGGCAUGCAUUGGCUUAUAAAAUAUUAUGCUACCAUUAAUUGUAAUCGGAAGGUUGUCAUCUUCCAGCCACCUGGUGAAGAACAUUUCGAGUUCGGCGGUCAUUCACUUUCAUCUUCAAUACCAUUUAUAGUUGUAUUGAAGGCUCAAAAGAUGAUGAGUAAGGGUUGUGUUGGAUACUUGGCUAAUGUUAUGGACACUUCAGUAGGAACACAAUUGAAACCCCAAGAUGUGGAUGUGGUUGAUCAAUUUCUUGAGGUAUUUUCAGAUGACUUACCAGGACUGCCACCGGAUCGAGAAAUUGAAUUUUUUAUUGAUACGUUGCCCGGAAGAACUCCUAUUUCUAAAGCUCCAUACAGAAUGGCACCAACAGAACUAAAAGAGUUGAAGAUUCAACUACAAGACUUGUUGCAUAAAGGUGUUAUUCGGCCGAGUUAUUCUCCUUGA